Chelmon rostratus (copperband butterflyfish) is the source of this 5648-nucleotide messenger RNA. RefSeq names its product tetratricopeptide repeat protein 39B. Gene Ontology annotation, molecular function: protein binding. The record is from RefSeq and is a predicted model, not a curated record. The transcript is spliced from 19 exons. NCBI's taxonomy places the organism in Eukaryota, Metazoa, Chordata, Actinopteri, Chaetodontiformes, Chaetodontidae. The coding region runs from base 292 to 2034 and encodes 580 amino acids.
GUAUGAUCGGUGUCCACAACCACCGCGACCGGCAGAGAGAAGGACGAGCCGGAGUCCCGAACCAACAGACCCGCCGGGAAGAUCCCGGGAAAUAACCGGGAAUAAACGAGCGUCAGGAGGAGACCGGGUGGAGGCAACAAAAACGCACCCCCGUAGCGAGGAGAGACGGGUUUACGAGCGCUGCGGGACGGCGGGGUGUAUGACAGAACAUGGGAUCGUGGUUCUCCUGAUAGAACGAAAACAGCGGUGGAACCCAGCGGACCUGAAGGAGGACAGUGACCGGGCACAGAAAUGGCCCACGUAGGCAACGGAGCGGCCGCCGAGGAGGAGGACUGCUUUGAAGAUGCCUACGACCGAAUACCUGCGGCGUGUCAGAUGGACCUGCAGACAGCCAUCCAGGAGACUCAGUGUGCUCUCAAUCUGGUCCUCAACAACAAGUUCUCUGAAGCCCUGGACCUCCUCAAACCAUGGUGGAAGUACAGUAUGUACCAUGCGUUGGGUUACAGCAGCAUCCUGGUGAUGCAGGCGACAAUGACCUUCGAGCACAGUGACAUCCAGGCUGCCAUGGCAACCAUCAAGGAGACAUUACACACCUGUCAGAGAUUCAGGAAAAAGAACUCGGUGUUCGGAUCUCUGUCCGGGCUGAUCAGCAAGCAGUCCAACCUGCAGGAAGAGGAGAUGCACGCAGAGAUCUGCUACGCUGAGUGUCUGCUGCAGAAAGCCACGCUGACCUUUGUCCAGGAUGAGAACAUGAUCAGUUUUAUCAAAGGAGGCAUCCAGAUUCGGACGAGCUACCAAAUCUACAAGGAUUGUCAGAAUGUGCUGAGUGUCGCUCAGGAGCUGGCCGGCCAGUCGGAGUCUUUCAGACAGUUUGAGGGUGGGGUCAAGCUGGGAGUCGGAUCCUUCAACCUGAUGUUGUCUCUCCUCCCUCAGAAGAUUUUGAGGUUGUUGGAGUUCAUCGGAUUCUCAGGAAACAGGGGGUUCGGCUUGUCGCAGCUGAGCGAGGGAGCCUCCAGCCACAGUCUGCGGUCGAUCCUCUGCGCUCUGACGCUGCUCUUCUACCACACAUAUGUGUCACUGAUACUCGGGACCGGAGAGGGGAACCUGGCGGAGGCCGAAGCUCUGCUGGAGCCGUACCAACACAAAUACCCCAAAGGCUCCAUCAUUCUCUUCUACUCUGCUCGCAUCGCCGCUCUGCGAGGAAACUUCGAGAAGGCCCGGGCGAGCUACGAGGAGUGCAUCAGCAGCCAGCAGGAGUGGAAGCAGAUCCACCACGUGUGCUACUGGGAGCUGAUGUGGACUCACUCGUACCAGCAGGAAUGGCAGCAGGCGUACCAGUACGCUGACCUGCUGUGCAAGGAGAGCCGCUGGUCCAAGGCUAUCUAUGUGUACCAGAAGGCGGCCAUCCUCAGCAUGAUGUCCGAGGAAGACGUGAAGAAGACGGGGGAGGACGUCACGGAGCUCUUUAAGCAGGUGGAGGGGCUGAAACAACGGCUGGCAGGGAAGUCAAUCCCAACGGAGAAAUUUGCAGUGAGGAAGUCUAGACGCUACAAAGCUGCUAACCCCGUCCCCCUGGUCAUCCCCGCACUGGAGAUGAUGUAUGUUUGGAGUGGUUUCAGCAUCGUUGGGAAGAGAGCUGACAGCACCGAGGCCCUGCUGGUUACCAUAGAGACGGCCGAGGAGCGGCUUCGCAACGACCCUAACCCGUCAGAGUUUCAUCCAGACGACAGCUGCCUGGUCCAGAUGUUGAAGGGACUCUGUCUGAAACACCUGGACCGCUUAUUGCAGGCGGAGCUCUGCUUCACGCAGGUCCUGUCCAGAGAGAAUCAUAUCCGAUAUGAUCACUACUUGAUUCCCUUCACUCUCUAUGAGUUGGGUCUGCUGUAUAAACAACAGGGAGACUUCACCAAGGCCAUCACAUACAUUGAAAAGGCCAAGACGAACUACAAGAACUACUCCAUGGAGUCCAGACUGCACUUUAGGAUCCAUGCAGCCCUCACCAGCCUCAAAGGAUCACCUGCUGGCACCCCAUAAUACUCCACAACAACUCCAACUGCAUCUGGAAACAACAGUGAAUGAAACAGGACUCCUCAGUUCAUGUGACUGAUCCACCCUUUAAUGAAGAAUCUUGGGUUUGGGUUUGGUUUGGGAUCACAGGACUCCACUGUUAGCGACCUUAUGUUUUAUUUUAUUUUCCUUAUUUAUUUUCAUCAGUUGUGUGGACGGAUGAGAUUAUUUAAAGUUUGCGCCUCCUCUCAAACAGGCUCGGGCUUCCUAUCGGCGUCUGCCAGCUGAGAUUAUGUCGGUCGAUGCAGAGUCAUGGUUCAAAGUCAAGCGUCGGUUCAAUCCACGCAGCGCCAGUGAAUGAUGCACAGGAGCACAUGAGGAGUUUCAGUCUAAGGGCUCGUUCACUCAGAGACGCUCUGCUCAUUAGAUACAGCUGCGCUUUCGGAUAUAAAAGCACAAAGUAAGAAAAAGGUAAAAGUUUUGAAACAAUCAAACCAAUAAGUGAUACCUGGGAAAACAGGUAUUCUCAACAAGUGUUUGAUUGCAGUCGGUCACCUCUGCCAGCAUGCUGAGCAUCUUCUGCCGCCUUGCAACUCUGUCUGAACGGCCCCUGAAGUACAAAAACUGCCUCUAUUACUACCACACAGAUCAGAGCUUUAAACUCAAAUCGAUCAUAAUUUCAUAUAAAAGGUGCAGCUCAUUGCAGGACUUCUGCUCACGAAAGCUUUGUAUCUUUGUAGGAUGGCACCAUAAAUACUGAGAGAUGUUGAAACGUGUACUGAUAAAACUGACGAGUGCAUUCAGGUCAGCAGCAGGGAGACGUGUGUGUUCAAACACACACCGUUUGUGCUUUAUAUUUCCUUUACUUUGCCUUGUUUGACUUCCUAGUAAUCACAUGUGCAAGGAAACAUGUCCGUGCACAUGCAGCCACAGCCUUCUCACCAACCGUGGCUUAUACACACGCACACGCACGCACACACACACACACAACGUAAUACACUUGUUCUGAGCUUGCACAUACUGGGCAGUGUGCAUCCAGAAAAGAGAAACACGCACACAAACGGCCGUACAUGCACACAUUUAGCAGCAAUAUAAAAGAACUCGUGCUGUUAGUCAGCCUGGCUGUCGCUCUGUGGGUCAGUGUGUGUUCACAGACCAAUUUUAACUGCAGUUUUAUUUUAUUUCUCAGAGGCAGAGCAGCUUCUGAGGCAGGAAUCGUCUCUCUCCAGGACUCUCGGGUUGACAUUUCAAAAAGUUGUUUUUAAAAAAUCUGGAGUAAAACUGUCCUCGUCAGUGUCUCCAUAUACACGACGGAUCAAAGGUGUACCUGUACAGUGAGAGGGGUCGCUUGUUGCGAGGGAAUCACAGCUGUUACUUUUGCUUUUCAGGUUGCUUUGCUCCCACCAAGUGGAGAAUAUUAGUGAACGCAACUUUAAAUGAAACAAGCGUGACUUUAAGUACGAGACAAAGGCAUCGAGUUCCUUCUCUCAGCUGCUUCUACGCCACCAAGAGCUCCAGGUAAACGUUACCUGGACAAAGAAAUUCCUUAUUGGCUGAAAGAUAUUUAUUUCUUCACGCGGUGCAGCUCUGCCUGUGAAGGACGUUUGCACAACUGAAGCUACACUCGCUCCACAUUUGCUCAAACGUCUGCUGACGACUCGCCGAGCAGACUGAACGCCGUCGAUUCACCUCCGCCGUCGCCAUUCUGUCGUAGUCCUGUUUGAGCUGCCGACAUUCUGACUGUUUGGCUUUGGUUGGAAACAGACACGCCGAGGGAGACGGCCCUGUUUCUUCUGUUCUUAUAUUAAUUUGUAUGCUAAUAAAUACCGUCGGUUAUGCAGAUCAGUUAGCUUAUUAUCUGUUUAUGUUGGUACAUUUUUAAAAAAGCACAAUUCAUGAGUCGUUGUAAUUUAAAAAGCAUCAUUUUGUUCAUGACCUGUUCUCAUUCGCUUCAAGUAGUUUGAUAAUCGUAACUUUUAUGUAUAUGAUAUAUUAGUACAAUGAAUAUUUACUGUGUGUCAAAUUAAAAAGGUACGCUGCUUUCAUACUCAGCGGCUUUGUGGCAUGAAUACAUGAACAUCACUGUCACACUCAACACAAAACUCAAUGCAUCAGUUAAAACGGUGGACCGCUGACUAGACCGGUUCUGUCGUUUAGUCCCAAACAGCGGGAAACCGCAGCAGAGUCGACUGAACUGCAUCAUCACUUCCGUUUUUCACACCUUUUCCUGUGGACAGUUAACCUGGACGUGUGUGACAGUGCUAACAAUUAGCCUUGUCCCCAUAAUGAAUGUAUCAACCUAACGACCAAAUUAUACGUGUGUGUACGUGUGUACGUGUCCGUUGUUUUUCAUGUGUAGUUUGUGCCUGUUACCAGUUUGGGUGGAAUUUUCUUGGUUUGAUCUGAAACUUUACUUCCGAACAACUUCUUGGCCAAGUGCAGUAAAUAUUGAGGAGCUCGAUGGUAAAGUCAGUUAUAGCUUUACAACAAAGUACCAGAGUCUUCUAUGUAAAAGAGUUGUGGCAAAUAUUGUGAAGUCCCACUUAGUACGAUCAACUGCUAAUGCUAGGAACUACCAGCAGAGGUUUUAGCUAACGUUGCUGGUUUCUGAACAAAAUUUGAGUGAACAUUAAAGGUUGUGCACCAAUUAUUAAACUAUGAAGUCAAUCAGUUUGCUGUGACAUGAUUCAUUCAACAAAGUGUGGCCCUUUAGCAUCAUACCCCAUAUGCUACAAUGUUAGCAUGUUUAUAUCGUGCCUACUCGCAGAGAAUAUUCUAACAUGUUAGCAUAACUCAACAUAGUGUAUGCUCGUGUGUGCAAGUUUGUACUUCUCACCUGUUUUUUUUUUUUUUAAAGACAAAUGUCAAAAAACCCAGAAGCUCUUUGGACAACACUUACCAAAGUUUUGAAGGUCCAGAUGUUACCGAUCCACAUUGAGGUUUUUAUCAAUGUCACUAUAAAGAAUGAAAAUCCUUCUGGUUUACAGCCUUUCAUUGUCACAACCUUUCUUCGUAGAAAGCUUUUGGUUCGUGUGUUUCAUUCAGUGGUUCAUGUCAGUGCCUCUGUCUGUGUUAAUAGAGUUUUCUACAGGAUGUACAUUGCAUGUUAUUCUUCAUUAUAUUUAAUUUUUUUUUAAAUGAAAAAUGUGCUUUACGGCAGGAAGCGAUAUAACCCGAUAUUACAGGCUCUACGAUUACAGAUGGUAAUCCGUGUGGUGCAAUAAAUGAAAAGAACAGAAGAAUAAUCGUUCAUUCUUACGUUCCUCUCCUGUCAGUCUGAAGCCUUGAAUUCUUUCUUUGGCCUUGUGUUUAAAUCUAAAUGUUUGAACACCGAAGGAGGAUCACGUCUGGUUAGUUGUUUUGUUGUGCAAUUUACCUACUUUAAAAGCAAUGAUCCAGGCUCGGCAUCGUUAUAGUUUUGUCUUAUAAUGAUGGACUGCAGCAGAGUAUGAUCAUCAUAGUGCUGUGCCUGUGUCCCCCAGGAAAUGUUUUUUUUCUGAUGCAGACUCCUUUGCUUUCUGUUUCUGUACCUCUGAAAUCCGUUGAAUCUACCUGUUGAAACGAUCUCAGUUAAAUCAACUGAGUGUUCUUGACAUUGUUGCCUUUGCACACCGAUGACAAAAUAACAAUAAAAGUUCUGU